Molecule: messenger RNA, 2521 nt
Organism: Anguilla rostrata (American eel)
Lineage: Eukaryota; Metazoa; Chordata; Actinopteri; Anguilliformes; Anguillidae
Product: actin-binding protein WASF1-like
Exons: 9
Coding region: 411-2066 (551 amino acids)
Biological process (GO): actin cytoskeleton organization; positive regulation of Arp2/3 complex-mediated actin nucleation
Cellular component (GO): cytoskeleton; SCAR complex; lamellipodium
Molecular function (GO): Arp2/3 complex binding; actin binding; protein kinase A regulatory subunit binding
Source: RefSeq, a predicted model, not a curated record
UCCUCUCAGAAAGAGAUUGUACUUCUGUUCGUGACGUUCUUUUCCAUUUGGUUUGAAACUGUACUAGCAGAAGAUAUCGUCUAUCACAGUAUACUACUGCGACAACAAUCAGGAAAAGUGCCGAAGAUUUCCUAAAUCGAAUUUUGGAGAACGAACAACUAGCUCACAGUCGUGUCAAUAUUUAGAUCAGAACAGAUCUACUGUAGGCCUACAUGAUAUUAGCUUUUUUACUUUUUGGAGUAUGAACCCACCCUGUGUAUUUCACCUCAUCAUAAGCAAAGUAGGAUCCGACUAAACUGUACACAGGCGAGUUUUGGGGAUUGGAGAUAAAAUAAGAAGAGCUGCAUUCUUGCAUUCCCCCUUUUCUACCUUCCUCUUUCCAGGUGAUGUGGAUUUAACCAUGGCCCGUGAUGCCUUUGAUGAAAAGGAGCAUUGGCCCACAGCAUUUGUGCUGCACAGCACUCCCCCACGGCAUCAGGAGUGAGCUGGAAUGUGUCAGCAAUGUCUCCUUGGCCAAUGCCAUCCGCCAGCUUGGCAGCCUCAGUAAGUAUGCAGAGGAGCUGUUUGGGGAGCUGUUUGAAGAAGCGCACUCUCUGUCAUACCGAGUAUACUCGCUGCAGGAGCGCAUUGAUCACCUCUCCAUCGACGUCACGCAGCUGGACCCCAAGGAGGAAGAGUUGUCUCUGCAGGAUAUUACUAUGAGAAAGGCCUUCCACAGCUCCACCAAACAGCACCAGCAGCUAUUCAACCGCUGGACAUUGCCUCUCGCUCUGCAAGAGACCUUUGACCUGUGUGAGGAGCCUCCGCCCCUCAACAUACUCUCUCCUUAUAGGGAUGAUGGAAAGGAAGGGCUGAAGUUCUACACAAACCCUUCCUACUUCUUUGAUCUGUGGAGAGAGAAGAUGCUGCAGGAUACAGAAGACAAGCGGAAGGAGAAGAGAAAACAGAGGCAUAAGAACAUUGACAGAUCUAUUGAAUUGGGGAGGAUCCCUCGAGCUCCCAACGACCGGCGCAAGGAGUGGCAGAGGCUGGCCCUGGGCCCAGAGUUAGCCAGAGAGGGGGUUGAUGGUGAGGAAGCUCACCAAUACCCCAGCAUGGCCAAUGGCCCUUCCAGCCACCCUGAUUCCAGGACAUUUCUAUGUAUGGACCUCAUAGACAGUGGAUCUUGCUCUCCGGAUGCCCUCCCUUAUGGGCCAAUGGAUGAGCUACACUUUCACGGAGGUGGGGACAGAAUGUGUGUUCCACCCCUUAUGUCUCCGCCUCCACCAGCACCCUUAUUGCCAGCCCCCACUUCAUACACCAUGAGAAACAGUACUCCCUCUGUUGCUAGCUCCAGCUCCAGGUUCACAGAUAGCCAAAGUCAGUGUACUGCUGGGACGUCAGUGUUCCUCAAUCCCAUUACCCCACCCCCACAGGCCCCCCCAUUACCUUCCAGUCUUUCCAGCUCCACAGUGAGAAUCCAUCACUCUCUCCACAUGCCUUCUGCAUCAGAUCACCCACCUCAUAACCCCAGCCCACAAAAUCUCCAUCAGACUGACUCAGGAUUCCUGCACCCCUCCUCUGUCCCAGUGACCCUGCCCCUGCAGCCCAUAUCACCAGUUAAUCUACAGCAAACCUCAGAUGGGGCCCCACACACUUCCCAGAUAGACAGCGCAACCCUGAGCCCACCACCGCACCCACCCCCUCUGCCCCUUCCAGGGAGUGCCUCUCAUCCUGGAGCGAUGGCCCCAUCCCCAGGCCUGCCUUUGGACCCGCCCAUGGACUCACCAUCAGUCCCACCCCCCUUUGCUGACUUGUCUUUUGGUGUUUGCCCAAAACACACCCACUGUGCUCAUGAAACCAAGCAUCAUCCUUCCAGCCUGCCUGUCAUCAGUGAAGCCAGGAGUGCUCUUCUGAAGGCAAUACUCGCAGGUAUUCAGCUCCGUAAAGUGGAGGAGCGGCUGGAUCAGGAGGCCAAGCACAAGCGUAUGGGCAAUGACGUGGCCACCAUCCUGUCGCGCCGCAUUGCUGUGGAGUACAGUGACUCAGAAGAAGGCUCAGAGUUUGAAGAAGGGGACUGGAUUUAGUAGGGACCAUAUCUGCCAUGACAUCUACAAAUAAAACAAUUAUACUCCUCCCAGUUACCUUCAAGGGGAGACGCACAAGAAGCCAUCCAUUAUUUUACCUUGCUUUUUGUGCUAAAUCGAAGAUUUCACUUAAUGUUUUUGGUUUAAUCACCACCACCUGGUUAAAAUGGAAUUGAAAUGGCACCAUAAUUAAUUUACUUUUCCUAUACUUCCACUUCUAAAAGCCCAAUUACAUUACAGCCUAAUUAACAGUACUGGGAUGACCUGAUUUUCAUUUAUUUGUGUAAUUCUUAAACAAUAGUAUGAAAUAUUUACGUUCAUAAUAUUUACUGCGUGUGCUAGAAAAACCUUAUGCUUGCACUCCUACUUCAUUAUUGCCUGUGCUCGGAAGUAAAUAGUGUGAAAUCUCUUUCCUAAUAAACACUUAUUUCUGUAGAGUUUCAACUUUUGAAGAA